AUGCGUUGCCUGUGCAUCAUUGCUGUCAUGUUGGCCGUGACCGAAGCGAGGCCGGGCUUGAUUUUCACACAGCCCUUGCAACCGAUCGGCAUCCAAUACGCCCAUCCCUCGGCGCCGGCGGUCCAGCCCCAUCCAGCGGUUGAGCUGAACUCAGCCAGCGAGGCCCUGCUCCCUCCCGAACUACUGAAAUCCAGAAGCUUCUACGACAAUCCGGCCGUCGCGGCGGGACUAGCUAAAGAGUCGUGGUUCACCAACAAGGAGAUGCAGGUGGUGGAAAGAGAGGCGGAGAAGAUACCGCGCGAGAAAAUCUAUAGCAUCGUUAAAAACGCGGGAUUCUUGGACAGGCAU
This is a messenger RNA of Iphiclides podalirius (scarce swallowtail), 348 nucleotides long. NCBI's taxonomy places the organism in Eukaryota, Metazoa, Arthropoda, Insecta, Lepidoptera, Papilionidae. The record is from the annotation of a GenBank genome assembly.